Molecule: messenger RNA, 531 nt
Organism: Scheffersomyces amazonensis
Lineage: Eukaryota; Fungi; Ascomycota; Pichiomycetes; Serinales; Debaryomycetaceae
Gene: ARC18
Product: Arc18p
Exons: 1
Coding region: 1-531 (176 amino acids)
Biological process (GO): regulation of actin filament polymerization; Arp2/3 complex-mediated actin nucleation
Cellular component (GO): cytoskeleton; Arp2/3 protein complex
Molecular function (GO): actin filament binding
Source: RefSeq, a predicted model, not a curated record
AUGCCAGCAUUUAAUUCCACAUUUGUUAAUGCUGAAGCAGCAGAUAGUAGAGUCAUUGGUAAUUUGAUUCUUUUACCAAUCCAUACUAAAUUCAGAGGUCCAGCUUAUCCACCUCAACAAGAAUAUGAUAUAAUUGAAGAAACAUUGGAUUUAUUCCGAGCCAAUUCAUUCUUUAAGAAUUUCGAAAUUAAGAGUAAUUCUGAUAGAUUAUUAAUUUAUGGAAUUUUAUUUGUUAGUGAUUGUUUAAAUAAAUUAUCUAAGACUACCAAUUAUAAAGAAGCCGUUAGAAUCUUAAAUAAUUUAGCUUUAGAUAGUUUUAGUUUACCAGGAGAUGUUGGAUUCCCAUUGAAUGCAUUAUAUCAAGGAGCAUCUAAUAAGAAUGAAAGUGAUUUAUUAAGAAGUUAUUUACAACAAUUCAGACAAGAAUUAGCAGAUAGAUUAUUAACAAGAAUUUAUAAGGAUGAUGAAACUAGUCCAUCUAAACAUUGGUUGGCAUUCACAAAGAGAAGAUUUAUGAAUAAAAGUUUAUAG